Oncorhynchus kisutch (coho salmon) is the source of this 3879-nucleotide messenger RNA. RefSeq names its product pentatricopeptide repeat-containing protein PFL1605w-like. The transcript has 2 exons. Bases 2748 to 3230 code for a protein of 160 amino acids. The record is from RefSeq and is a predicted model, not a curated record. NCBI's taxonomy places the organism in Eukaryota, Metazoa, Chordata, Actinopteri, Salmoniformes, Salmonidae.
UUUAGAGGGAAUGAGACCUGUAGGUUUAGAGGGAAUGAGACCUGUAGGUUUAGAGGGAAUGAGACCUGUAGGUUUAGAGGGAAUGAGACCUGUAGGUUUAGAGGGAAUGAGACCUGUAGGUUUAGAGGGAAUGAGACCUGUAGGUUUAGAGGGAAUGAGACCUGUAGGUUUAGAGGGAAUGAGACCUGUAGGUUUAGAGGGAAUGAGACCUGUAGGUUUAGAGGGAAUGAGACCUGUAGGUUUAGAGGGAAUGAGACCUGUAGGUUUAGAGGGAAUGAGACCUAUAGGUUUAGAGGGAGUAAGACCUGUAGGUUUAGAGGGAAUGAGACCUGCAGGGUAGAGAGAGAGAAUAAAGACUGCCUCACAUCGGAGCUCUGCAUGUAUCAUGGUGAUCCUUCAGGAGGGAAACCGAGGUUGCCAGCUUCAACUCUGCUUUACUAAACCCCCUGUCCCUAAACCCCCUGUCCCUAAACCCCCUGUCCCUAAACCCCCUGUUCCUAAACCCCCUGUUCCUAAACCCCCUGUCCCUAAACCCCCUGUUCCUAAACCCCCUGUCUCUAAACCCCCUGUCCUCCUGCUACCCCCCCAAACACCAUGUUAAUCUCCUCUCAGGCUGAAUACCCCCUGUCCCGGUGACUUUACACGGUCCCUGCUAUCCCCCAAACACCAUGUUAAUCUCCUCUCAGGCUGAAUACCCCCUGUCCCGGUGAAUUUACACGGGUCAGUUCCUGCUAUCCCCCAAACACCAUGUUAAUCUCCUCUCAUGCUGAAUACCCCCUGUCCCGGUGACUUUACACGGUCCCUGCUAUCCCCCCCAAACACCAUGUUAAUCUCCUCUCAGGCUGAAUACCCCCUAACCCCUCUACCUCAAAUGGGUCAGCUCCUGCUAUCCCCCAAAACACCAUGUUAAUCUCCUCUCAGGCUGAAUACCCCCUAACCCCUCUACCUCAAAUGGGUCAGUUCCUGCUAUCCCCCCAAACACCAUGUUAAUCUCCUCUCAGGCUGAAUACCCCCUAACCCCUCUACCUCAAAUGGGUCAGUUCCUGCUAUCCCCCCAAACACCAUGUUAAUCUCCUCUCAGGCUGAAUACCCCCUAACCCCUCUACCUCAAAUGGGUCAGCUCCUGCUAUCCCCCAAAACACCAUGUUAAUCUCCUCUCAGGCUGAAUACCCCCUAACCCCUCUACCUCAAAUGGGUCAGUUCCUGCUAUCCCCCCAAACACCAUGUUAAUCUCCUCUCAGGCUGAAUACCCCCUAACCCCUCUACCUCAAAUGGGUCAGAGACCUCAGAGAAAACACACCGCCUUUCCUCUUAAUAAGACAAGCUACAUAUUCCAUUCCCUUUAAGUGAUCCGGGACAGGGACAACUGAUCCUAAAUCAGCACAGCUUCUACUACUGAGCUGUUGUGUGAAUACAUAUGGGCCCAGACCUUUAAGUGAUCCGGGACAGGGACAACUGAUCCUAAAUCAGCACAGCUUCUACUACUGAGCUGUUGUGUGAAUACAUAUGGGCCCAGACCUUUAAGUGAUCCGGGACAGGGACAACUGAUCCUAAAUCAUCACAGCUUCUACUACUGAUCUGUUGUGUGAAUACAUAUGGGCCCAGACCUUUAAGUGAUCCGGGACAGGGACAACUGAUCCUAAAUCAGCACAGCUUCUACUACUGAUCUGUUGUGUGAAUACAUAUGGGCCCAGACCUUUAAGUGAUCCGGGACAGGGACAACUGAUCCUAAAUCAGAAUACAUAUCAGCCCAGAAACCAAUGUCACCUUUUCUGUCAAAUGACCGACAUGGUCCAUUUAAGUGAGGUCUGUGAAGACAUUUAAGUGAGGUCUGUGAAGACAUUUAAGUGAGGUCUGUGAAGACAUUUAAGUGAGGUCUGUGAAGACAUUUAAGUGAGGUCUAUGAAGACAUUUAAGUGAGGUCUGUGAAGACAUUUAAGUGAGGUCUGCGAAGACAUUUAAGUGAGGUCUGCGAAGACAUUUAAGUGAGGUCUGCGAAGACAUUUAAGUGAGGUCUGCGAAGACAUUUAAGUGAGGUCUGCGAAGACAUUUAAGUGAGGUCUGCGAAGACAUUUAAGUGAGGUCUGCGAAGACAUUUAAGUGAGGUCUGAACACACUUAAGUGAGGUCUGUGAAGACAUUUAAGUGAGGUCUGUGAAGACAUUUAAGUGAGGUCUGUGAAGACAUUUAAGUGAGGUCUGAAAACAUUUAAGUGAGGUCUGCGAAGACAUUCAAGUGAGGUCUGAGAAGACAUUUAAGUGAGGUCUGUGAAGACAUUUAAGUGAGGUCUGUGAGGACAUUUAAGUGAGGUCUGAACACAUGGGUACUGUGUGUGUGUGUGGUCUGUUUUCUACUGCUAGGUGCUUUGUCCCAGUGUAUGAAUGUAAAUCAUAAAGACAUCUACAGUGUUCAGUAUCACAUGGACAGGGGUCAUGGUACCGUAAGCCUCUCUCUCUCUCGUCAUCUCUCUCUCUCUCUCUCUCUCUCUCUUUAUAGUAGGAGCUGGUUGGAAGGUAAACUGCUGGUCUCUAUUGAGAUGUGUUGUAUAGGAAAGCAGGCAGCAAUAGUAGGGAUCAGUGAGCUGAUCGAAAGCAGGCGGAGACACACACACACACACACACACACACACACACAGAAAGGAGGCUUCUCAGCAGCAUGCCAGUUUAUUCCUGCCCUUCUGUGAGGACGACCUGAGGCUGUUUCCUGACGGGAAUUAACCAACACUAGUAAUGUAGUGUUCAGUAAAUAAUGUACACAGAUAUAUCCUCUGUGUGGAAGGGUGAUGUGUUAGGCCUGGAGGACAGCCCAGUGGAGGACAACACAGUGGAGGACAACACAGUGGAGGACAACACAGUGGAGGACAACACAGUGGAGGACAACACAGUGGAGGACAACACAGUGGAGGACAACACAGUGGAGGACAGCACACUGGAGGACAACACAGUGAUAGACCUCCACAACACACUGGAGGACAACACACUGGAGGACAGCACAGUGGAGGACAGCACAGUAGAGGACAGCACAGUGGAGGACAGCACAGUGGAGGACAACACAGUGGAGGACAACACAGUGGAGGACAGCACAGUGGAGGACAACACAGUGAUAGACCUCCACAAUACACUGGAGGACAACAGUGGAGGACAGCACACUGGAGGACAACACAGUGAUAGACCUCCACAAUACACUGGAGGACAACAGUGGAGGACAACACACUGGAGGACAACACAGUGAUAGACCUCCACAAUACACUGGAGGACAACAGUGGAGGACAGCACACUGGAGGACAAUACACUGGAGGACAACAGUGGAGGACAGCACACUGGAGGACAACACAGUGGAGGACAGCACACUGGAGGACAGCACAGUGGAGGACAGCACACUGGAGGACAGCACAGUGGAGGACAACACAGUGGAGGACAACACAGUGGAGGACAGCACAGUGGAGGACAACACAGUGAUAGACCUCCACAAUACACUGGAGGACAACAGUGGAGGACAGCACACUGGAGGACAACACAGUGAUAGACCUCCACAAUACACUGGAGGACAACAGUGGAGGACAGCACACUGGAGGACAACACAGUGAUAGACCUCCACAAUACACUGGAGGACAACAGUGGAGGACAGCACACUGGAGGACAACACAGUGAUAGACCUCCACAAUACACUGGAGGACAACAGUGGAGGACAGCACAGUGGAGGACAGCACACUGGAGGACAACACAGUGAUAGACCUCCACAGCACACUGGAGGACAACACAGUGGAGGACAACACAGUGGAGGACAACACAGUGGAGGACAACACAGUGGAGGACAACAGUGGAGGACAGCACAGUGAUAGACCUAAAGUAAAGCUGAAAUAAUAAACUGCUGUUCUCCA